Messenger RNA from Rangifer tarandus platyrhynchus (Svalbard reindeer), 315 nucleotides. Lineage: Eukaryota; Metazoa; Chordata; Mammalia; Artiodactyla; Cervidae. The record is from the annotation of a GenBank genome assembly.
AUGCUCCUUCCAUCUCACUGCAGUUACAUCCAGAUAGGAAUCAUUCAUGCUGUCCCUAAGCCAGGCAUCCAAGUUGACUUGACAAUCAUGCUCAAAUGCCAAGGAGACUUUUGUAACCUCACAAGUUCAGAAGCUUCAUUUUAUCAUUCCAAGUUUUCUAAAAAGUUGGCAGUCAGCUUCCGAAUCAUUCAUUCUGUUUACCAGCACGGCUUUGCAAUAAAGCCCCUCUUAAAAAAGUUUAAAAGUAAAAAUAUAAACUUUUGUCCUUGGAAGGUGAUGAGAAAAAAAAAAGGAAAAGGUGAGAUUAGCUAUUGA